GCAUUUCAAUUUUCACACAAAAACAAUGGCUUGGCGCUGCGGAUCCCUACCGAGGUCGCUGAUCUCUACCGCAAGAUCUUCAACAAUCCGUCGUUCCACCACCACUCCUCUCCCUCGUCUCCGUCCUCCUCCGCAACCAAGCCCUCACACUCACAGCCACCGCCUCCGUCCCGGCCCCACAUCUUCCAUCCCUGGUUUCGGGACUAUUGGAGGAGUAAUUGGCUGCACUCAAUCGCUGCUGCCGUUGCACAGUGUGGUUGCUGCUGCUCGCUUAACGUCUCACGUCGCCGUAGAGGCGCGCGCUUGUUGCGAGCUUUCUCAGGGUACUUAAUAAUGCUUCUGGAACCAUGUUGCAAAGCAUUGCACUAACAAGCACUGUGUAAACCAACGGACAAAAUAUUCAUGUGGAACUUCCCUUUAGGUAAAAAAGGGGUUCUAUGGAUUCUGAGCCCAUAGGUUUUUUUUUUAGAAUUUAUUAUUAUUAUAUAUUGAAAAAAAACAUUGUAUAACUACUUUCUUAUGCAUUUUUUGGGUUUAUUCAUC
Messenger RNA from Lactuca virosa, 543 nucleotides. The record is from the annotation of a GenBank genome assembly. Lineage: Eukaryota; Viridiplantae; Streptophyta; Magnoliopsida; Asterales; Asteraceae.